Cydia splendana is the source of this 5002-nucleotide messenger RNA. RefSeq lists its product as uncharacterized. The record is from RefSeq and is a predicted model, not a curated record. The transcript has a single exon. The coding region runs from base 16 to 1161 and encodes 381 amino acids. Lineage: Eukaryota; Metazoa; Arthropoda; Insecta; Lepidoptera; Tortricidae.
CAAAUUAAGCCUAAAAUGGCCAACCUUGCGAAUAACAAAGUGUUAUUUUGCUCAGCCGGGUGCAAAGACAGUAUAACUAACGUGAAAGAUGUGUUACGCUGCAACUCCGAGACGUGCCAGAAGGUUUUUCAUAGGUUGUGUAUAACCUCAAACACAUUGUCAACAAAUGAAAAGUCGAACUGGACAUGCCCCGACUGUAAAGCGGCAUCGAAAAAAGGAGGCGAUAACUCGACGACCCCCAUCCGCAGCCAACAGGUCGACAAUAAUAUAACUAUGCGUAAAAAAGUCACACAACAACCGCAGAAACCUGUUGAAUCAACGGCUUCGCAGUCGUCGCCGACCUCAGAGCCGAAAAUGCAGGCGGCGGUCAUUUCGGACGAAAUAGAAAGCAGCCUCACUCGGGAAUUACAGUUGUUUCGUCAUGAACUAGCUGGAGUGCGUCAACAAUUAAGUGCUAUCAAUAUAAAUCUGGAAAAGUUAACAAAUACAGUCAGUGGCUUGGACGUCCGUAUGACCAGCCUCGAACAGAGGGUCCAGGUAUUGGAGGAGCAGCCUGUGCAGCCUGCUGGCGUGCCGAGCGCCGUCAAGGAUCUCAUGGACACCGUAGACCGCCUAAAACUCGAACUGAACGACCGGGACCAGGAGCUCCUAUCCAACGACGUAGAAAUAACGGGUAUAUUAGAAACAAACAGCGAGAAUCCAGUUCACUUGGCGGUAUUAGUGGCACAGAAGCUGGGUGUGGAGCUGGAGCCGCAGGAUGUGGUUAGUGCAGAACGCGUCGGUGUGAGGCGCGCGCCGAGCGACGGCGCCGUACUCCAGGGCGGCGACGGUGCCGCCGGGCGCCCCCGCGCGCUGGCGGUGCGGCUCACACGGCGCGUCCACAGGGAUAAUUUGCUGCGCGCGGCCCGUCGGACCCGCGGCGCCGACACUUCCGGCUUCAACCUGCCCGGCCCGUCACGUAGAUUCUACGUCAACGAGCGUCUGACGCGUACCAACCGACAGCUAUUUUAUAAAGCUCGCCAGGAAGGAUCCCGCCUAAAUUGGAGAUACAUCUGGACCCGUGACGGCAGAAUAUACGCCAGGCGCCAACCGGACACUUCGUCUCAUAGGGUGCGCUGUGAAGGAGAUCUCGAAAAGGUUUUUGGUGUUUUACCUGUUUGACUCUAAUGUGUACCUAUAAAGGAUUAUAUUUUUUCACUCGUGUUAGUUUAAUAACAUUUUUUAAUUUUGUAGCCGCCAUAGAGCUAACUUAUCUAACAUAUUUUUGUGCUGAUUGUUGCGACCUAAAGUUUAUAAAACCAAUUAAUAUGUUUAGUACCAGUCUUAUUAACGUAACUUACAUCAGUAUUAAACUGAACAAGUGCUGUAAAUUCAUAACAAAACUAUGCAUUACUAACUUUCAACCAUAUGAUUUUGAGCAAGCGGUAUGUACCCUAAUACCAUAUAUUAUUAUACAAGUAUAUAUAAUAUUACACACAUACUACACUUUAUCUGUACCGCAACUUUUACAUUAUAUCUGUACUCCGUUAUAUAAUAAUAUACACUUCUCAGUUUAUUAUUUUAUUAUAUUUGUUUUAAUAACAUACUUAUCUGGUUCCGGACAGCAAAUUAACCUAACAAGCGCCAAAACGAUACCGCCGAGUGUACCUGUCGCUUUAUAUUUAGUAUAUUUUAAAGUUCUUACCAUUGAACUCCUACAGGACAAUUUAUUAAUUUGGUACAGGCGCGGUUAAGCAAAAAAACUUAAAAUUAGGAUUCCUUAACGCAGGUUCUCUCGGAACUAGUCACAAUGAGCUUAUAGUUGCUGUUGAACAAAGUUAUGUAGACAUAAUGGCCAUCAACGAAACCUGGCUACACGAGGGAGAGGAGGGGCGGGCGCCGGUCAUACCUAACUAUCGCCUGCGCCACAUCCCGCGGCCGCGCUCCGUGCGCGCGCGCGGCGGCGGCGUGGGCUUCUAUGUCAGGAGUGGAGUUGCGGCUCGACGCUGCGCGCACCCGCCCGAUAAGGGAAUUGAACAGAUGUGGCUCAAGUUAUCAAUUAAUGGUUUAACUCUGUUAAUAGGAACUGCAUACCGACCGCCAUGGUUAAGUAUCGAUACAUUUCUUGACGCAAUGACUGAUACUAUUUCUUCGUUUUCUAAAUUUGAUUAUAUUGUGUUAAUGGGAGAUUUUAAUAUAAAUUUAUUGAGUAAUGAUAGCAAUGCCUCUAAGCUCAAACUGUUAUUUACUUAUUUUGAUUUAAAACAACAUAUUGACGUACCCACGCAUUUUACUAACAAUAGCAGUGCCUUAAUAGACGUGAUAUGUAGUAAUUGUCUCGUUACUAAUACUCAAGUAAAUUAUAUUCCGACUUUGAGUCACCACGCAUUCUUAUCUUGCGAAUUAAAUAUUAGAAAAUGUAAACCUCUGCCACAAAAAAUAUGUUUUAGACCACUUAAGGAUAUUGAUCAGGAACUAUUUAAUAGAUCCCUAGAAUCUAUUAAGUGGGAAUGCAUAUCCGAGUUAAUGACUGUUAAUGACAUGGUAAAUACCUUCAAUUGUGUAGUCCUAUCCCUGCUUGACGCAUAUGCACCUCAGAAAGUAAUUUUAAUUAGAGAGAGGAGCUAUCCGUGGAUAACUCACACGAUCAAGGAAAUGAUGCGUUUACGUGACGAGGCACAUAACACGUAUAAAGCGUCGGGACUAGACAAUGAUAAACUGUAUUAUCAUGAACUCAAAAAAUGUGUAAAUAAAGCAUUGUUCCAUGAAACGCGUGCGUAUUUUAAUCAAAAUAUUAAUCGAAAUGCCAGCAACUCUAGAGCUCUUUGGAAUAAUCUUAAGCGCACUGUCAGAAUAACUAAAAACUCACAUGAAUCAGAAAUACCUUCACACUUACGUGACCCUGAACGUAUCAAUUUACAUUUUCUAGAAGUUGCAGGUAACGUGGCAGCACCGCAAUCAUAUCUUGCUAAAUUUGAAACCAGUAGCUUUCACGAUUCGACCUUCAGAUUGGAGCCAGUGGGAGAAGACCUUGUACUUAAAAUAAUCAAGACCUUAAAAUCGUCCGCUCUGGGAGAUGACGGUAUCUCUUUAGACAUGUUGCUUCUUACCCUUCCCCAUUCUCUAGGUGCGAUCACUGCCAUUAUUAAUAAAUCUAUUUCUACCUCCGUUUUUCCUGACGCCUGGAAGGUUGCAUUGGUAACGCCGCUUCCUAAAACAAAUAAUGUCACAAGCUUUAAAGAUUUAAGGCCGAUUAGUAUACUUCCGUGUCUGUCUAAAAUACUUGAGCGCGUGGUAUACAUGCAAUUGUCAGCAUUUCUCGAAACAAAUAAAGUUCUCCCAACCCUGCAGUCUGGUUUUCGCAAAUCUCGUAGCACGACGACGGCACUCCUAGAUGUAGUUGAUAAUAUUCUGUCAGCACAAAACGAGGGUCAUAGUACGAUAAUGGCACUUUUAGAUUUUUCACGUGCUUUUGAUGCCAUAAACACCCAAUUAUUACUAUCCAAAAUGAGAUACUAUGGUUUUGAGUCAGAUACGGUCGCAUGGUUUGCCAGUUAUCUUAGUGGCCGCACGCAAGUAGUUCAAAUCUCAAACGAUACUAAUUUAUAUGCAAAAUCAAAGCCAUCUGUCGUCUCCAGAGGUGUGCCGCAGGGCUCAAUCUUAGGUCCGCUCCUUUUUAUUCUCUACACAGCUGAUGUCAGUGGUAUUAUUAGGAAUUGUAAUUUUCACCUUUACGCUGAUGACAUCCAAAUUUACAUCUCUUUCGACCCAAUUGACACUGGUUAUGCCGUUGACAAAUUAAACAAAGAUCUUGAGAAUAUUACAGCCUGGUCCGAGUCAAACUGUUUAGUGUUAAACCCUAGUAAAUCCAAAGUUAUGUUUUUUGGUUCCAAGAAACAGAUUAAACAGGUAGAAAACCAUCAACCAAUUAUCAUUAUCUCGGGAAAUGUGGUAGAACGUGUAUCGGAGGCGCGAAAUUUGGGAGUAUUGAUGGAUGAGUCAUUGCGUUUCGAAGGUCACAUAGCUCAAAUUGUGAAGAACACAUUUUACAGACUUAAAGUACUUUAUCGGAUUCGCGAUUUCCUAAGUGUUGACUUGCGAAUUAAGCUUUGUUCUUCAUUAGUACUCUCUAAAUUUGAUUAUGCUGAUGUCGUUUAUGGCCCCCGUUUAUUAGCUAGUACAGACCGGAUGGUGCAAAGAGUGCAAAACGCCUGCGCACGUUACUGCUUUGGAGUCGCACCACGAGAGCACGUGACGCCAUAUUUGAACUCUGCGCGUAUUCUUAAAAUGUCACUACGCAGAGAAUUGCAUCUUUCAUCUCUGUUAUUUGGUGUUUUUAAAACGUCUAAACCAGAGUAUCUGUUUAAUAAGUUUAAAUUUCGCGGUAGCAGGUCAAGCUUGUAUGGAAUCAGAUCAGUUUGCAAUGAUUUGUUGUUGCCUCGUUGUCACUUCGCCGUUUUCAAAGGUAGCUUUAAAUACUCAGCAACAAAAUGUUGGAAUAACAUACCGCCACCUAUCAAAAACUUAAAUACAAUUGGCACUUUUAAAUUAAAACUCAAACAACAACUUCUAGAAUUUCAAAGCACGCUACCUUCUGGUACUAGAGUAAAACCGACGUAUCUGUAGUGGUCGAAAUCGUACUUAUGCGCCGUUCAACUUUGUUAAUCUCAGUACCUAUACAUAUAGUAAUAUUAUUACAUUCAUGUAUUUCCUCAAUAUAUAUUUAUUACCCAACGUAUUUAUUAAACCUAAACAUUAAACCUACCUUCACAUAUGUCAUAGUAUCAUACAGUAUAAUCUUAUAAAUGUAUCCACAAACAAUCAUAUAUACACAUAACUAUAUUAUCUUCUACACAAUCUAAAAUAGUGUUAGCCAUAGUUUCCGACAAGCAGCAAGCAAAUUCAUAUUGUACGAAGGGUCGGCCUGAAAACCAGCGUUGUAGUAGGCAAGCCUGCUGCAACACAUGCUGAGGUUCGCUCCUUUUUAACAUCAUAAUUUAAAAAAAAUUAUAUCUACAUGUAA